Messenger RNA from Phyllostomus hastatus (greater spear-nosed bat), 6489 nucleotides. RefSeq names its product BCL9 transcription coactivator (gene BCL9). The transcript has 11 exons. Bases 935 to 5272 code for a protein of 1445 amino acids. Gene Ontology annotation, cellular component: beta-catenin-TCF complex. Gene Ontology annotation, biological process: positive regulation of transcription by RNA polymerase II; canonical Wnt signaling pathway. Lineage: Eukaryota; Metazoa; Chordata; Mammalia; Chiroptera; Phyllostomidae. The record is from RefSeq and is a predicted model, not a curated record. Gene Ontology annotation, molecular function: transcription coactivator activity; beta-catenin binding.
AACUGACAUUCCCUCGGAUGGGGGUGGGCCCUUCCCGGCGGCCCGGCCGGGCGCUGUGGCGGAUAAGGGCAGUCUCCUUCCUUUGCCUUACGGGGCGUCGAGGCCGGGGGGAGGGGGCCCUACUGUGCCUGCGUCUGAGGCGGGUCUGGCAGUACAGUUCUUGGCGCGGUGCGGCUAGGAGGAGGGCAGAAGGGAGAGGGAAGGGGCGGUACCGGGAGAGGAUAGCCGGAAAGGGGGAGGUGCCGGCGGACAAUGGAGCCUAUGUGUGUCUGCGGGAGUGGGACGGAGCCGCCGCCGCCGUCGCCGCCGCCACCGGGGGGAGACGCUGCGCUGCUGCUGCAGCGGCUGGCCCUGGCCCCGGCCCCGGCCCCCUGGGGCUGAGAGCCGCCUGGGACCGAAGCCCCUCCCCUACUCCGAGACUCUCCCCUCCCCCACUCCUGCCUUGGGGGACUAAAUGUGGGACUAACUGGUGUUACUCCACUUUGACCUAAAACUUCCCAUCUGUGUGGGAGGUGGAGAUCAUUCCUGGAAAAGUUCCUUUGUCCCAAUGUAGAAGAGAUAGCAAAUUGGACCUCUCGAAAGAGGAGGGUCAUCUUUGAGCCAGGGGUUCCUGGACUUCUCCAACUUCUCAUCUCCAGGAUGAGCACUGCAGUAUCGUGACCCUGGGGGGUUUGUGUGCCCUGGAGAUGCGAGAUUUUCCUUUGGCAGCAGGAGGCACACACCCAGAGAAUGCUGGAGCUGCAAGGGGAAAGGACCCAUUUCCACAGCAGAGGAAAACAAAGAGGAAAAAGGCAUACAGGUGGCCAGCACUAAGGGACACACCCAGCAAGCAGUGGGCCGCUGCCACUGCCCGCAGUAUCCAUUUCUGCUGUAGCCCGAGACGAACUCGGGGAGCCUGUCCCUGUUCGUGACUGCAGGCUCAGGAUUUCAAUCAAUGCAUUCCAGUAACCCAAAAGUGAGGAACUCUCCGUCAGGAAACACACAGAGUAGCCCUAAGUCAAAGCAGGAGGUGAUGGUUCGUCCCCCUACAGUGAUGUCCCCAUCUGGAAACCCCCAGCUGGAUUCCAAAUUCUCCAAUCAGGGUAAACAGGGGGGCUCAGCCAGCCAAUCCCAGCCAUCCCCCUGUGACUCCAAGAGUGGGGGCCAUACCCCUAAAGCGCUCCCUGGCCCAGGUGGGAGCAUGGGGCUGAAGAAUGGGGCUGGAAAUGUUGCCAAGGGCAAGGGGAAAAGGGAGCGAAGUAUUUCCGCCGACUCCUUUGAUCAGAGAGAUCCUGAGACUCCAAACGAUGACUCUGACAUUAAAGAAUGUAAUUCUGCUGACCAUAUAAAGUCCCAGGAUUCACAACACACACCACACUCGAUGACCCCGUCAAAUGCUACGGCUCCCAGGUCUUCUACCCCCUCCCAUGGCCAGACUACUGUCCCAGAGCCCACACCUGCUCAGAAGACUCCAGCCAAAGUGGUGUAUGUGUUUUCUACUGAGAUGGCCAAUAAAGCUGCGGAAGCGGUAUUGAAGGGCCAGGUUGAAACAAUUGUCUCUUUCCACAUCCAGAAUAUCUCAAACAGCAAGGUAGAGAGAAGCACAGCCCCCCUGAACACACAGAUAUCUGCUCUUCGGAAUGACACGAAACCCCUCACACAGCAGCCCUCAGCUCCAGCCAGCCAGGACCAGAAUUCUUCCCAGAAUACCAGACUACAGCCAACUCCACCCAUUCCGGCACCAGCACUCAAGCCUGCUGUGCCCCCUCGGGCACUUGACCGGGAUAGUCCUGGAGUAGAAAACAAACUGAUUUCUUCUGUAGGCAGUCCUGCCAGCUCCACUCCACUGCCCCCAGAUGGUACUGGGCCCAAUUUGACGCCCAACAACCGAGCAGUGACCCCUGUCUCUCAGGGGAGCAGUAGCUCAUCAGCAGAUUCCAAAGCCCCCCCGCCUCCACCAGUGUCCAGUGGAGAGCCCCCAACACUGGGAGAGAACCCUGAUGGACUGUCUCAGGAACAGCUGGAGCACCGGGAGCGCUCCUUACAAACACUCAGAGAUAUCCAACGAAUGCUUUUCCCUGAUGAGAAAGAAUUCACAGGAGGACAAAGUGGAGGACCCCAGCAGAAUACUGGGGUAUUAGAUGGACCUCAGAAAAAAACAGAAGGCCCAAUACAGGCCAUGAUGGCUCAAUCCCAAAGCCUAGGUAAGGGACCUGGGCCCCGGACAGAUGUGGGAACUCCAUUUGGUUCUCAAGGACAUAGAGAUGUGCCCUUUUCUCCAGAUGAAAUGGUUCCAUCUUCCAUGAACUCUCAGUCUGGGCCCAUGGGACCUGACCACUUGGAUCAUAUGACCCCUGAGCAGAUAGCUUGGCUGAAAUUGCAGCAGGAGUUUUAUGAAGAGAAGAGGAGAAAGCAGGAACAAGUGGUUGUACAGCAGUGCUCCCUCCAGGACAUGAUGAUCCAUCAGCAUGGGCCUCGAGGAGUGGCCCGAGGGCCUCCCCCUCCUUACCAGAUGACCCCCAGUGAAGGCUGGGGACCUGGGGGUGCAGAGCCAUUUGCUGAUGGGAUCAACAUGCCACAUUCUCUGCCCCAAAGGGGCAUAGCUCCCCACCCCAACAUGCCAGGGAGCCAGAUGCGCCUCCCUGGCUUUGCAGGGAUGAUAAACUCUGAAAUGGAGGGGCCAAAUAUCCCCAACCCGGCAUCUAGACCAGGUCUUUCUGGAGUCAGUUGGCCAGAUGAUGUGCCAAAAAUCCCAGAUGGUCGAAACUUCCCUCCUGGUCAGGGCAUCUUCAGUGGUCCUGGCCGAGGGGAGCGCUUCCCCAAUCCCCAGGGAUUGUCUGAAGAGAUCUUUCAACAGCAACUGGCAGAGAAACAGCUGGGUCUCCCUCCAGGGAUAAGCAUAGAUGGUAUCAGGCCCAGCAUGGAAAUGAAUAGGAUGAUCCCAGGCUCCCAGCGACAUAUUGAUUCUGGGAAUAAUACCAUUUUUCCUCGAAUACCAGUUGAGGGCCCUCUGAGUCCUUCCCGGGGUGACUUUCCAAAAGGAAUGCCUCCACAGAUGGGCCCUGGUCGGGAACUUGAAUUUGGGGUGGUUCCUAGUGGGAUGAAGGGAGAGGUCAGUCUAAACAUCAACAUGGGAUCUAACUCUCAGAUGAUACCUCAGAAGAUGAGAGAGGCUGGGGCGGGCCCUGAGGAGAUGAUGAAAUUACGCCCUGGUGGCGGAGACAUGCUGCCUGCUCAGCAGAAGAUGGUACCCCUGCCAUUUGGCGAGCACCCUCAGCAAGAGUAUGGCAUGGGCCCCAGGCCGUUCCUCCCCAUGUCUCAGGGUCCAGGCAGCAACAGUGGCUUGCGGAAUCUCAGAGAAUCAGUUGGGCCUGACCAAAGGACUAACAGCCGGCUCAGUCAUAUGCCACCACUACCUCUCAACCCUUCCAGUAACCCCACUAGCCUCAAUGCAGCUGCUCCAGUUCAGCGUGGCCUGGGGCGGAAGCCUUUGGAUAUAUCUGUGGCAGGCAGCCAGGUGCAUUCCCCAGGCAUUAACCCUUUGAAAUCGCCCACAAUGCGCCAAGUUCAGUCACCAAUGUUGGGCUCACCCUCUGGGAACCUCAAGUCCCCCCAAACUCCAUCACAGCUGGCAGGCAUGCUGGCGGGCCCAGCUGCUGCUGCUUCCAUUAAGUCCCCACCUGUCCUGGGAUCUGCUGCUGCUUCACCUGUUCACCUCAAGUCUCCAUCACUUCCUGCCCCGUCACCUGGAUGGACCUCCUCUCCAAAACCUCCCCUUCAGAGUCCUGGGAUCCCUCCAAAUCAUAAAGCACCCCUAACGAUGGCCUCCCCAGCCAUGCUGGGAAGCGUAGAGUCAGGAGAAGCUCUCACUGAUAAUGGUGGUUGUGAAUGGGACCAGAGGUGGUCAGUGGAAGGAGGACCCCCACCUCCUACAGCCAGCCAGUCUGCCUCUGUGAAUAUCCCGGGAAGUCUGUCUUCUAGCACACCGUACACUAUGCCUCCAGAGCCAACCCUGUCCCAGAACCCACUGUCCAUUAUGAUGUCUCGAAUGUCUAAGUUUGCAAUGCCCAGUUCCACCCCAUUAUACCACGAUGCUAUCAAGACUGUGGCCAGCUCAGAUGACGACUCUCCUCCUGCUCGUUCUCCCAACUUGCCAUCAAUGAAUAACAUGCCAGGAAUGGGCAUUAAUACACAGAAUCCUCGAAUUUCAGGUCCAAACCCCGUGGUCCCGAUGCCAACCCUGAGCCCAAUGGGAAUGACCCAGCCACUUUCUCACUCCAAUCAGAUGCCCUCUCCGAAUGCCAUGGGACCCAACAUACCUCCUCAUGGGGUCCCAAUGGGGCCAGGCUUGAUGUCACACAAUCCUAUCAUGGGGCAUGGGUCCCAGGAACCUCCAAUGGUACCUCAAGGACGAAUGGGCUUUCCCCAGGGCUUCCCUCCAGUACAGUCUCCUCCACAGCAGGUUCCUUUCCCUCACAAUGGCGCCAGUGGGGGGCAGGGCAACUUCCCAGGAGGUAUGGGUUUCCCAGGGGAAGGUCCCCUUGGCCGCCCCAGCAAUCUGCCCCAGAGUUCAGCAGAUGCAGCACUUUGUAAGCCUGGAGGCCCAGGGGGUCCUGACUCCUUUGCUGUCCUGGGGAAUAGCAUGCCUUCAGUGUUUACAGACCCAGAUCUGCAGGAGGUCAUUCGACCUGGAGCCACCGGAAUCCCUGAAUUUGAUCUGUCUCGCAUUAUUCCAUCUGAGAAGCCUAGCCAGACACUGCAAUAUUUCCCUCGAGGUGAAGUCCCAGGCCGUAAACAGCCCCAGGGCCCUGGUCCUGGGUUUUCGCACAUGCAGGGGAUGAUGGGCGAACAAGCUCCCAGAAUGGGACUAGCAUUACCUGGCAUGGGAGGUCCAGGGCCUGUGGGAACUCCGGACAUCCCUCUUGGCACAGCUCCAUCCAUGUCAGGACACAACCCAAUGAGACCACCCGCCUUUCUCCAGCAAGGCAUGAUGGGACCUCACCAUCGGAUGAUGUCACCAGCACAAUCUACAAUGCCCGGCCAGCCCACCCUGAUGAGCAAUCCAGCUGCUGCCGUGGGCAUGAUUCCUGGCAAGGAUCGGGGACCUGCUGGGCUCUACACCCACCCUGGGCCUGUGGGCUCUCCAGGCAUGAUGAUGUCCAUGCAGGGCAUGAUGGGACCCCAACAGAACAUCAUGAUCCCCCCACAGAUGAGGCCCCGGGGCAUGGCCACUGAUGUGGGCAUGGGUGGAUUUAGCCAAGGACCUGCCAAUCCAGGAAACAUGAUGUUUUAAGCUGCUAAGAUUGGAUGUGCUGAUCCUUAUCAAGAUGAGAUUUCAGGUCCUGAGGGCUGCUUUGGGGGAGUUCCAGGAGACUGUUGAUCAUGCAAUAGGAGAACAGAGACCCGAGGGCUCCUUUGGGGGAGGGGGGAACUCGAGAAUGUAUGGAUUUACCUGAAAACAAAUGAUUCAUUUAAUCAACAGGUGUGUUUUUUUUUAAGAUUUAUUUUUUAAAAAUUAUUUUUGUGGACUUGGGUAUCCCAUGAUGGCACCUACUUUUGGGAAUCUGUAGCUGUGCUUUAGAAUUGCCAUCGGUCGUGUGUUGCACCAUUCUCUGUAUGUUUACGUCCUUUGGACUGGCUUCUCCCAGGAUUCUUUUUUGGUUUGUUUUUUGCUUUGGGCUUUAUAUUUUGUGUACUGUACUAUAUUGUAAAAGGAAUUUUAGCAGAGACUUUAGUCUUUGGGACAAGAGGAGAACAGGAAUGCUGGGCUGUUUACUUUAGGUGGAGAAUCCAUCUUCAGACCUUUGGACUAUUUUCUUUCAACUCCAGUGUAUAGAAAAACCAAACUACAACCUCAGAGCAGAGUAUUAACGAAAAGCACAAAAAAAAAAGGAACUAAGUUCAGCAAGGGGUGGGGGGAGGGGGAAAUGUUUCUUUUUAAAAAUAACGUCUAGGGCAUUUUGUUUUUCAGUUCAAGUGCUCUUUAGCGCCCUCUCCAAGUCCGCAAAUCCACCAUCACAUUUUUCUCUGGUUUUCCCUCCCUUGUCCUUCCCCACCUUGGUUUUAAGCGUGUUUUCUUCUCUCGUGUCCCCAUGGGUGACCCCCACUUCCCUCCUGUCUUUUUCCCUUUGGCAGCUGCAAUACAUGGUUUUAUUUUGGGGAAAUACAACAAAAACUUGCCUUCCAUGCUGGGCAUCAUCCUGGCUUCUGGAUGGAGAGGCCUGUCUUUGGGAUGCGUGAGGAUCUUUUCCAUCUUUUCCUCCCCAAUAUACCCUACCCUGCCUACCUUGUUUUUUGUUUUCCUUUUAUUAGGAAUUCCCAGAUGAAUUUUAUGAAUGUGGGAAUGAAACAGAUGCUAAAAGCUACCCAGGAUUUUUUUUUAAUUUUGUGGUUCUUCCCCUCUCUCCUCCCAUGCGUAAAACGUUCUGUGUAACCUACAUUAAAUUUGGUACAAAACCACUCACCAGAGCUGUGGUGUCAGAAAAAUAAAAUAUAUUGUUUCUUACAAAA